Molecule: messenger RNA, 2124 nt
Organism: Phytomonas sp. EM1
Lineage: Eukaryota; Euglenozoa; Kinetoplastea; Trypanosomatida; Trypanosomatidae
Source: the annotation of a GenBank genome assembly
AUGUCUGAGGAUGGUGAGGAGGUUGCCUUAGAGCUGCCGCAAAUAUGGAAACUUAUUCAUCCACACUAUGAUGAAGAUUCUUCCGAUGAAGAGGACUCUGAAAAGAUUCCCCAAAAAAGAAAAAUUGAAGAUUAUGUAAAGCUUUCCAAGCGUGCCCCACGUUUGAGUAUGCUUUUGCGGUUUCUCAAUAAUAUCGAAGAUGUGGAAGAACUGCAACAGUUGGUUCUACCCAAAGAUCCUGUAACACAACAAACUCUGCUCCAGUGGUGUACUCUGAACGACCACUUCAUGCUUGGGGAGUACCUUGUGAGGCGUCUCCAACGUGGUGCCUUUGCUUUUGAUCCUGAUUUCGACGAGAUUGUUGUGUAUGACCGCUGGGAUGAAAUGCGGCCGGAGCUUCCCAGCGCCGAAGAGGUUGCUGAGCGUCAGAGGCAGCGUGAUCAUGAAAGGAUAGAGCGGAUGGCCUUGCGUGUGCAACAACAGAAUGACGAUGAGGAGGAUUUUGAGGAGGAUGAAAACGACGAAGAAUAUGCGGAACCCGUCCCUGAGGAACUCGUGUACAACUCUUUGGAAGAGUUUCAUGAACAGUGGGGCGACCGUGGCGUUGGUCUGGUCAAGCGUGUCGGAGAGCUCGGUGUAUACGCCGGGGCCCGGAUGCGUGAUGGGACGAAAGAAGGUCUUGGGCAAACCCUCUUUCCGAAUGGGGACUGCUACACGGGCUUAUACCGGCAAAACGAGCGCCACAGCAAGGGGAUUUACUGGUGGUCGCAGACCUCUGCUCUGUACUGUGGUGAAUGGCUUAAAAAUUUACGUCAUGGCUACGGUCGUAUGGUGUACCCAGACGGCUCUCGUUACCUUGGUCAUUGGGCGAACGAUUCGAAAAAUGGCCAGGGGCGCUAUAUUUACGUGGAUGGCAGCACCUACGAUGGGAUGUGGGUUAGCAAUGAGAAGCACGGUAGAGGCCGCUACGACUUCCCAGACGGAUCAUCUUACGUUGGUAGUUUUUUUCAUAAUGACUUCGUUUGUGGGGAGUGGCGGCUGGCAUGCGGCACCGUGCGUUAUGUGGGCAGCUUUGAGAAAGACGUACCAGUAGGAGCCGGAGUGUUUGUGCAUCGGUGCGGAUUAAAACCCGGUAGCUUUAUGCAAGAGGGAAUCUAUCAAAAUGGCAGCUGGAUUCCAGGUGCAAUCAAGAAGUCCACGAAGCUAUCACCAUUUCUUGAAGUUGUCGUGCCCGGACAGGAUGAGUGUCCACGCGUGCCAAUAGAGUUUGGGUCGCUUUUAUUGGCCGACGAGAGUUACACUAUAACCGAUCUGGUUAAAGUGGCUAACUUCAUGCCAUUUCAGCGCUGGUUGUGUUCUCUGUCGGCUGUCUCUCCGGAUAAAGAUAAGUCCAUUCUUAAACAAGUUGAGGUGGUUGGUAUUAAAGUCGGGAAGCAUGAUCACGACCGAGUGGUUGAAGUUGGAAUACGACCACUACUGGUCAACACCGAAGGUGUUCGGAUCAACACAGAGCUUAGCGAAGAAGAGAGAGUUAUUACGCUAAGAGAACCUUCAAUGCGACUUUUGUUACUGCUGCUAGUUGGAGAGGAGCCCCUGGUGAUUCUUGAGAGACUUCCUCUCGACACUGACUCAGGAAACGAAGGUGCGACAAUGGAUGCGGCUCACGGCUUGCCUCAGCUUCGAUGGACUGCUGAAGGCUGUAUAGAUGGUGAGGUGAUUCGAACCCUGAUGCCGGCCCUUCGGCUUGACAUGAAUGAGCGAACCCUGAAGCAUCUAACAGAGCCCUCAGGGGCUUUCAGCUCGGAGGACUGCGAUAUUUGGUUGUUUGCUCAAGAGCUUCAUCCUGACACUUUGGCAAGACUCGAAGAAAAGUUCGAGUCUUUACCAUCAUUCAAAUAUGAGCUUAUCAGCACCGUACAAGAUAUACCUUCGGAUAUCGCAACUAAGAACACACUCUCAGAAUUUUUGCACAUUUAUAAAGAAGGGAUCAUAUCGCCACUGGCCACGGCCCCUGCCCAACGGCCACCAACGCCGAUCCCACCCUCUGUCAAACCCCGGCCCGAAAUGCAACCUUUGUACACCGCCAAAGCUGCACUCGAAGAAGCUUUAGAAAAUGAUGAGUAG